This is a messenger RNA of Talaromyces proteolyticus, 634 nucleotides long. RefSeq lists its product as uncharacterized. The record is from RefSeq and is a predicted model, not a curated record. NCBI's taxonomy places the organism in Eukaryota, Fungi, Ascomycota, Eurotiomycetes, Eurotiales, Trichocomaceae. Gene Ontology annotation, cellular component: membrane. The coding region runs from base 101 to 589 and encodes 162 amino acids. The transcript is spliced from 3 exons.
CCCAAUCAGCCUGUUUUUUGCAGCUACAUAAUCAACCAGCGCCCUCGUUCUUUCGCAUACUUACAUACAUCCAUACAUAUACACAUUAUAUAUACUCAAAAUGACCUCUCUCUUAUCCAACAUCGGCCUCGGCAUCCCAGGCAUCAACAACACCUCUAUCUUCCUCAUCGCAAACUGGCUCUACGCAUACGGCAUACUGUCGACGCGCGUCGUAAAGCAGCAGGCUGGCAUCGACGACAACCGAAACCCUCGCCUCGCUUUUGCCAAGUACGGCGAGCGCGCCGUCAGCGAGGGCAAAAUCACCCGUCGCCAGUUCGAGCGCAUUCAGCGAUUACAGUCGGCCCAUGAGAAUGCCGUUGAGGGCUAUACGUUUUUUGUAGCUGCUAUUCUGUUCGCCAAUAUCGCAAAAGUGGAUACUGCAACAAUCAACCUGAUCGGCGUCUGGUAUUCUCUGAGCCGCAUCGCGUACGGAUUGGCAUAUUAUUACAUCGAGGACAAAUCUCUCAGUUACGUUCGGUCUGCGUGCUGGUGGAGCGGCAACUGGAGUUGUAUUAUGGGGAUCUGGUGGGCUGGCAGGAAUCUGGCUUAGAGCCAGAGUCGAUAUUGACGUCUAUGAUGAUAUAUACCUACAUCA